UUCCGAUCGCGUCGCUCUACUCGCUCGGGUAGCGGUUGUUAUUGUUACGUGAGGAAAGUCGCAAAUAAAAAGCCGCCACCAUGGACGCGAUUAAGAAGAAGAUGCAAGCGAUGAAGCUUGAGAAGGACAACGCGCAGGACAAAGCCGACACCUGCGAGGGACAGGCCAAAGAGGCAAACCUCCGCGCGGACAAAGUCCUCGAGGAAGUCAACGACCUGCAAAAGAAGCUGCAGCAGGUCGAGGCCGACCUUGUAGCCAACAAGCAGAACUUGGAGCAGGCUAACAAGGAUCUUGAGGAGCGUGAAAAGUCCCUUACCAACGCUGAGUCCGAGGUGGCUGCUUUGAACAGGAAAGUCCAGCUGAUUGAAGAGGACUUGGAACGCUCUGAGGAGCGUCUGGGUACCGCGACGACGAAACUGACCGAAGCUUCCCAGGCAGCUGAUGAGUCGAGCCGUAUGUGCAAAGUAUUGGAGAACCGCAGUCAGCAGGAUGAGGAGAGGAUGGACCAGCUCACGAACCAGCUGAAGGAGGCUCGUCUCCUUGCUGAGGACGCUGACGGAAAGUCCGACGAGGUAUCCCGCAAGCUGGCUUUCGUUGAAGACGAGCUUGAGGUAGCCGAGGACCGUGUCAAGUCCGGAGAAGCCAAGAUCAUGGAGCUUGAGGAGGAACUCAAGGUUGUCGGCAACAGCUUGAAAUCCUUGGAAGUGUCCGAAGAAAAGGCCAACCAACGAGUCGAGGAAUUCAAGCGCCAGCUCAAGACCUUGACUGUCAAGCUAAAGGAGGCCGAAGCUCGUGCAGAAUUCGCCGAGAAGACCGUCAAGAAGCUCCAGAAGGAGGUUGACAGGCUUGAAGACGAUUUGUUCCACGAGAAGGAGAAACACAAAGCAAUUUGCGACGACUUGGACUCGACGUUUGCUGAACUUAGUGCCUACUAAAUAACACGUACACAAUGCAGUAGACCGAUUCCUGAAAUCGCUUCCCAGACACCAAACACGUUUACUUGGCUUCCGCUGUAUAGAACUUGAAACGCGUGUUUGCAGUUUAUUUUUAGUGUUCGGGUAGAAAAAGCAAAAUGAAAAAGAAAAUAAUUGUAGUAUGUCAUUUUACCUCUUCAUUAUAUAUUUUUUUAAAUUUCAUUAAUUGUUAAGACUAAUUCACUAUGAACGAUUUCCAGUUAUGAUCACGUUGACCUUACACGCUGAUAUCGCUGUUACUGCGACGAUUUUUUCCUGACUGACAAUUAGACGAUUGAUGAUAAUUCAUGAAAUAUAGUUAGUUGAGAUUAGUUUAAUUUCGUGACUCGAUCUGUUACCAAGUGCCGUAUUAAAUCGAUCGGUAAAACACUCGGUCUUUACACAAUACGUCACCAUGACAGGAGACGACUCCAACCGUGAAAAUAUACACGAUAUACACUUUCAAUAUUGUUAACACGACACAGCUUUUUAUAGCUUCGCUACAUCUGCAGUCGCAGGCCCAGGUACUUUUGCUCCCUGUAGCUUUAGCGAUAAUUGACGUUUUUAGUUUUUUUAUUUUCUUCAUUAAAAAGCGACGGUAUUCCCCUUCUAACAUUUUUUACUAACGCAGUUACGCGUACAGCGUCGUGACCUGUACUACUGACGAUGCUUGUUGUUUUACUUCUUUAAUUCUUUACUUCCUUCGAAUUUACCUAGACAUAGAAAGUACUAGAGGUUUGAUGGCCAGAUUGAUCCCCGUAGGAUUUAUGCCGUAUGAAUCACCGAAAUUAGAUCGAAUUCACGUGAUGCAUUGCUACCACGAUAUGUAAUCCACGUUUAUAAAUCCUCGCCGAACGCAGUGUUAUGACAUGUGACAACGAUUACUGGGAGAUGAAAUCUGUGAAUGAAGCGAAAAAAGUUUAGCACAAAUCAAAUCAUGUCUCAUUGCCGUUAGAUUCAAAGAUGGAAGCGGACGAUUGUCGCUUGUCGUUGUGCAAAACUUCUUAGUAAUAUUGGAAAUUAUGUGCGGUUGUCGGGGUAACGGAUGUUAUUUAUUUAAUGAAAUAAUGUUUAUCUCGUUACAGACGAACUUGGAAUCAACAAGGACAGA
Messenger RNA from Neodiprion virginianus, 2064 nucleotides. It is a transcript of the gene Tm2, whose product is annotated as tropomyosin-1. Gene Ontology annotation, biological process: actin filament organization; muscle contraction. Gene Ontology annotation, molecular function: actin filament binding. NCBI's taxonomy places the organism in Eukaryota, Metazoa, Arthropoda, Insecta, Hymenoptera, Diprionidae. Gene Ontology annotation, cellular component: actin filament. The record is from RefSeq and is a predicted model, not a curated record. Bases 81 to 935 code for a protein of 284 amino acids. The transcript is spliced from 8 exons.